AUGGACGACGGCCUCGAACUCAACUUUGCUGCGCCGUCUGACGGUGGACUGAAGCGGCAGCUGGCACCGAAGAAGGGCGGACGGUGGACUGAACGUGUGAAGGCGAAGCAGGCAGCGAGGCGGGUGGUGAAGGCGUACGAGGGCGGCAAGGGCCAGCCAGCACCGACAUCAGCCAAGACUACCCAGGCGCCCACGCCUGCACCUAGACUCGCUCGGCCUGAUGUUGUUACUCCUACAUAUGCCAAGUCGAAGCCUGUCGUGCGACCCACCAAGCCGGCUCCGCACGCACCCCUGAUCCCCGCCCCGAAGAAGGCCAAGACCCCGCAAGUUGAGCAGGAGAACGACGCGUCUUCCGAGGCCGGACCCUCGCGCCUCCCAUUGGAGGUAGAAAAGGCCGCGCCCAAGGGCUCGCAGAUCAUCUCGUCCCUCUUCACGGGCAACCCCCUCCUCCCCCGCGUGCAGGCGUCAGAGGUCGCUGUCGGGGCGCCCUCUAACGCACCCCUCGACACUAGCACGUUCAAGGGCCUCGGGCUGGAUCCUCUUCUGGUGCACCACCUCCAGACCAAGAUGGGGAUCAAGGCGCCUACGGGUAUCCAGAAGGCGUGCCUCCCGUACACGCUCAGCCACCCUCUCGACAUUGACGCGCGGGCUGGCAAAAACGACGACGAUGACGAAGAUGAGGACGAGGCGAAAGCACCCGAAGUGGCGGCGCCGGGACCGCGCGACGUGUUUAUCCAGUCCCAGACGGGUUCGGGUAAGACGCUCUCGUUCGUCCUCCCGAUUAUCCAGGCACUUCUCCCCCUCUCGAAGCUCAGUUACAUCGACCGCUCGAUCGGAACACUCGCCAUCAUCCUCGCUCCGACGCGCGAGUUGGCACAACAGAUCGCCAAGGUUGUCGAGAGCAUCCUCACCAUGGCAUUGUCUCUCGCCGACGACGAGGAGGACAGGGGAUACACGCGGUGGCUCGUCUCUGGUCUCUUGGUGGGUGGCGGCACUAGGACACACGACAAGGCGCGCCUGCGCAAGGGCGUGCCCAUCCUCGUUGCGACACCUGGUCGUCUCCUGGAUCACCUGCAGAACACGAGCUCGUUCCAAUGCGCCAAGACCAUGUUCCUCGUCCUCGAUGAGGCCGACCGCCUCAUGGACCUCGGCUUCGAGGAGACGAUCCAGGGCAUCCUGAAGGCUCUGGACGGGAGGCGACGUAAUGAGAUGAACGCCGAACGUGAGGGUGAAGCCGGUAUGAUGCGCUGGCCGUACUGGAACCGCGGGCGACAAACCGUGCUCUGUUCCGCUACUGUGGAUGCCAAGGUCGAGCGCCUUGCUGGCAUGACCCUCCGCGACCCGGUCACGUUCCGUCCUAGCGAGAAGGAGAAGCGCCUCGACCCGGCUGUCGUCAAGGCGCUAGAGGCUGCCGGGGAGAUCGAGAUCCCCGACGCCGACGAGAAGUUUACGCCUCCAUCCCAGCUCGCGCAGCGGUACGUUGUUGCGCCUACCAAGCUGCGGCUUGUGGCGCUCGUGGCGCUGCUGCGCUCGCUGGUGGGUAAGGACAAGGUCGAUACGAGCGAGGACGGGACAAAGGUCAUUGUGUUCCUCAGCUCGACGGACGCGGUUGACUAUCAUUUCCGUCUCCUGGCAGGAGUGACGAUGGGCGCACCAGCACCAGCGCCGGAAGAGGACGAGGACGAGGAAGAAAGUACCGACGAGGCGUCGGACAGCGAGGGCGAGGGUGAGGCAAAGUCCAAGGCCAAGCCCAAGCCCAAGGCGAAGAUACCCAAGGCCAAGCCCGACAGCGAUACUAUCACUCUCACAUCCGCUCUCUUGCCGCACACCACAAUCCACAGACUGCACGGCUCUCUGCCUCUGCGCACCCGUCUCGCCUCGCUCAAGGCGUUCGCAACGCCAUCAACCGAGUCAUCCAUCCUCCUCGCGACGUCCGUCGCGUCUCGUGGUCUGGACCUGCCUCUUGUUCGCGCCGUCGUUCAGUACGACCUUCCAACGGAAGGCGGCGCCAGCGAGUACGUCCACCGUGUGGGGCGUACCGCGCGUGCCGGUGCCGGCGGUGAGGCGUGGGCUUUCGUGGCGCCUGCCGAGGCCGAGUGGGUUGGGUGGGUUGAGGGCAAGAUGGGCGCGGCGACCAAGGACGAGGGGAGCGUGCGGCUCCAGCAGGUCGGGGUAGAGGAUGUGUUGCGGAAGGGCUUUGGAGGUCGGGGACACGAGUACGAGGCUCGCGCAACGGACGUUCAGAUGGCACUUGAACGAUGGGUCCUGGGAGACGACAAGAACGCGGCGCUCGCGCGCAAGGCCUUUGCCUCCUUUGUUCGCGCGUACUCUACGCAUCCGCUCGAAGAACGCCGCUUCUUCCACGUCAAAACCCUGCAUCUCGGCCACCUGGCCAAGGCCUUUGCCCUCCGCGAGGCGCCGGGCAGUAUCGCCGCAACCGCAAAGCCGAAGAAGGAGAAGGCGAGGCUUCCUGGCGGGAAGCGGAAACGCGCAGAUAGUGACGACGAGGAGGUCAAGGGCGGCAAGGAGACGACCGCGCGCAACGAAACUGAGAGGCGCAUGUACGAGGCGGUGCGUAAGCAGGGUCGUCUCGUCAAGGCUGGCGGGGUGCUCGCGGCAACGGGCAGUGACUUCCAGGUCGCAGACACGAAGGCGUUGGAGAAGAUGGUGUCUCGGCGGCGUUAG
This is a messenger RNA of Cutaneotrichosporon cavernicola, 2685 nucleotides long. RefSeq lists its product as uncharacterized. The transcript is spliced from 3 exons. Gene Ontology annotation, cellular component: nucleus. Gene Ontology annotation, biological process: ribosome biogenesis. Bases 1 to 2685 code for a protein of 894 amino acids. The record is from RefSeq and is a predicted model, not a curated record. Gene Ontology annotation, molecular function: nucleic acid binding; RNA helicase activity; ATP binding. Lineage: Eukaryota; Fungi; Basidiomycota; Tremellomycetes; Trichosporonales; Trichosporonaceae.